This is a messenger RNA of Medicago truncatula (barrel medic), 1312 nucleotides long. Its product is annotated as rho GTPase-activating protein REN1. Lineage: Eukaryota; Viridiplantae; Streptophyta; Magnoliopsida; Fabales; Fabaceae. The transcript has 10 exons. The coding region runs from base 527 to 1297 and encodes 256 amino acids. The record is from RefSeq and is a predicted model, not a curated record.
AUAUUCAAGCUCUUACUAUUUCUCUCUUAUAUAAAACCCAUAACUUCGACAGAAAAUAAGGUGCAUCUUUUGAUGAGAACGCCAAUGUUAAAAUGUGAUUUUCAUUCCUAAUCUUGACUCCAUGCAACAAGGAAGGUUCUUCGUCUCCCGGACCUGAUAUGUACAUAGACUCAGAAGAUGAUGAAUCUGAGAGUGAGGAUGAUGAUUUGUCCUAUGAUGAUUAUUAUGAUGAUGAGCAAGAUGAAUCAAUAGAGGGGUCAGAUGUAGAUGCUAGUGAUGAACUUGUUAGUGAAACCAACAGCGAGACCGGAGACUCUGCAGUCAAUGAUGAAUAUGAUAAGGACCAUAAUAUUUCAUAUUCAAGUUCAAAGUCCUCAGAGGUUUGUGACUAUCUUGAAGUCUCAUUGCCUCAGUCUGAAGAUAUCAAAAGCUGUGAAAAUUUCACAAGCCAAAAUAAGACUGCUUCUGCAAAUGACUCCACUAAGCCCACAGAUAUAAUUGAAGGCUUAUCCCUGACCAAACUACAAUGAAUAGAUCAAAUUGUCCUAGCACUUCUUCAUGUAACGACGCCAUAUCCAAUAGAAAAAUGCAUCGACGCCGCACUGUUUUGGGGCAAAACCAUGGAAGCAAGGACCUUUCCAUGGAAUCCAUUGAUUUUCUAGACGAAAAUGAAGCUGAAGUUGAGAGGCUUGAAGCUGUUAAGACAGAAUUGCAUAGGCAAAUUGCAGAGGAGGUAAAAAUAAAUGUAAAACUGCAGUCUUAUGUGGAAACACGAAAGGAAGCAUUGUACGAGCGUCGUGUGGUUCUUGAGCGAAAUGUGGAUAAAUUACAGGAACAAUUGCUAAUGGAGAAGAGCUUGAGGGCAACUCUUGAAGCAGGACUUGAGUUUCCUCCAGGGACUUCAUCUGAGUUAUCUGGUAUUGAUGAAAAGACCAAGACAAAUGUUGAGGAAAUAGUGCUGAUAGAAGCAGAUCUUGCCGACUUAGAACGGAAGGUUAACGAGCUUGGUUUACGGCUUAAUGCACAACUUGAAUGGAAUUCUAGUUCCAUAUCUCAACAGAUAUCAAGCCAUGAAAGAAAUUUGAAGAACAAGCCAGAUACUGAAGUUGCAGCCAUUUCAGAAUCUGACAGGUCAAUAAAAAAGGACAGUCAUUUUGGUGGAGCAGGAAACGAGAAUGAGAGAAAACCAGAGUCAACAUCUUUACCAAAUAAACAUUCGCCUAGUUCCAAGAAAUCUGUUGCAAGAGCUGAGGUAAGUUUCCUAUUUCUAUGGCCCAUGAAUAUCAUUUUCAGGUGAACAAAAUGAUAUUGU